Messenger RNA from Racocetra persica, 120 nucleotides. NCBI's taxonomy places the organism in Eukaryota, Fungi, Glomeromycota, Glomeromycetes, Diversisporales, Gigasporaceae. The record is from the annotation of a GenBank genome assembly.
AUGAGUGAACCAGUAAAACUCGGUGAACAUUCCAAGUCACGUCAAGAGGAAGAUUUUUCAAUUAAACCCCAAAAAUUUACUCCCCGAUUAAAUACUUCAGAAUGGCCUUUAUUGCUUAAG